This is a messenger RNA of Durio zibethinus, 925 nucleotides long. The record is from RefSeq and is a predicted model, not a curated record. NCBI's taxonomy places the organism in Eukaryota, Viridiplantae, Streptophyta, Magnoliopsida, Malvales, Malvaceae.
UCGAGACGAUAAAAUGAAUAUGCCAGCUUGUCUCUGUCUUCAUCACCAGGAAGUUCUAAUGUCUCUACGUCCUCAACAAUCAAACCCAACCCAAAAAAAAAAAAAAAACAAAAAAGACAUAGGUGACUAUGGCUGGAGUGCCGAACAAGAGAACAUUCAGUAAGUUUAGUUUCAAAGGCGUUAAUUUGGAUACCCUUCCUUGAUAUAUCCACUAGUGAACUGGCCAAGCUCUUCCCUGCUCGUGCUAGCAGAAGGUUUCCAGAGGGGUAUCAAGAGAAAGCCUAUGGCUUUAAUCAAGAAACUCUGCAAGGCGAAAAAGGGAGGCCCCAUCUGAUGAGAAGCCUGAACCAAUCAGAACCCAUAUGCGCAAUAUGAUCACUGUACCUGAAAUGAUUAGAAGCAUUAUCAUCAUGUAUAACAGCAAGACAUUUAAUCAGAUGGAGGUGUAAAAUUCUGAAUAAGGGCCUAUGAUUGAAAUAGGUGGAGGUGUGCCAGCCGCAGAAACAAGCCAGGGUGGAAGUAUGACUUGUGGAGGCGUAGCAUAUGGGUUUUCUGACGCUCAAACCAGUUAUAAAGAAGCGAAGGAAAGUGCAACCUCUAUGCAGAAACUUUUGAUGGCAGUAUUGCCUUGCAUUGUCCUUAGGAGGGUAGAAGUAGCUGGAGGAAUUAAAGCCAACAGUCUUGCAAUCUUAACUGAUGUAGCCCGUCUCUUGUCAGAUGUUGCAGCAUUUACAAUCCCCUUGUUCUCCUUUUGGGCAUUCGGGUGGAAGGCAAAUCCACGUCAAUCUUAUGGAUCCUUUAGGAUUGAAAUUCUUGGUGCCUUUGUUUCCAUCCAGCUAAUAUGGCUUCUAAACGACAUUCUUGUUUAUGAAGCCAUAGCAUGACACAGGUGAAGUUUAAGGCUUUCUCAUGUUCGUGGCUUCUG